Molecule: messenger RNA, 1061 nt
Organism: Ornithodoros turicata
Lineage: Eukaryota; Metazoa; Arthropoda; Arachnida; Ixodida; Argasidae
Exons: 2
Coding region: 104-943 (279 amino acids)
Source: RefSeq, a predicted model, not a curated record
UAAGCCAAUCUGCCAGCUACUGGUUCACAUCACAACAUCUAUCCCUCGGUAACAGCCGCAUGCUCGUUCACAUAAGCCUAACCAUACAUUUCGCCGCGCUACCAUGGACACUCAAGCCGUCACUUGCCUCAACAGUCCUGUCGGAGAGCCACCGCCACUCUGUCCUUCACCACCGGUACCCACCGCACCACCACCCAUAACUCGAGAAACCCUCAUCACAAUUAUCGUAAUACUAACUUUCGCCCUCUUGUUCCUGCUGGUCUGCUUUUGCUGUCUCCUGGCGUACCUGGGCUACCGCAAGCUGCUUGCUUCCACUCGCAGACGACAUCAUAGUUGCUGUGUCUGCCUCCAUUAUUCGUGUCAUCGCAGCGUCGAAAGUGGCGAACACUGUCGAAAUGGUGACUUGUCGACGCAACCGGCACUCGCUACAACGAGCUCGCCGCUCAGCGUUGUGGCACGGUGCGGUUCACAGACUUUAGAUCCUGCAUCGCCAUUUCAUCCGAGGUUCAACAGCCCAGCGUCUUCAAUGUCCAGUCCGACGUACAGGACUGGGCACGAUGCAGACAGGUCAACGUCCGAGAUGGAGCACACAGCACCGACACUAUUUCAGGAUACGACGGGCUCCUCACAGAUAAGAACACUUCGAUCGAACGGGUCAUGCUCCAUGAUUGACACGAUUUUCGAUCCGCCGUCGAUGGAAUGGGAUAACUUCGAGGCCUCUCCUGAAGCCGCUCGGGAUGCUAUGCCCUCGGAGGACGGCCAAGACAUCGGGGACAUAGUCAUCGAACGAAGCUCACAUUACUACGCUGGAAACGAUUAUGACGUCGACGAGCGUGACGUCGAAGACGGUGAACUCCACCACGAGGACGACCAGGAUGCGAGCGACCGCUCUUCGUCCAGACUGCUCAUGGAGGGUCUACGACCGCCCGAGCAGUGGGUGUAAGAUACAGAACAGGAAGAGAUAACCUGGUACAUUCCCUCAUCGACUAAUGUAUCGCAUGACCAUAAUUUAACACGCCACCGGCACGCUACAAAUAAAGUGAGCCAAACACGAGAAAAUA